CGCGGCUCCGGGCUGGGCUCAGAGUCCCCGGCGGAUCCGGGCAGGCAGGAGCCGGAGCCGGGCUCCGGACAUGGCCCGCUGCGCCCGCGGGCGGCGGUGACCGGACCCAGCCCCAGGAUGCCGUGGGGGUGUCUCCAGCUGCGGGAGGAGAAGAACUACAGCUCUGUGGGCGACAUCAUGGACAAGUACGAGAUCGGGGAGCUGCUGAGCGCGAAGGAGUUCUGUGAGCUGUGCCUGGCCCGCGAGCGCCGGACCGACCGGCUUGUUGUCUGCAAGCGGUUCCGGAAGAAGGAUGGCAGGAAGGUUCGCCAGGCCGCCCGAAACGAGAUCCUCAUCCUGAAGAUGGUGAGUCACCCCAACAUCCUCCAGCUGAUCGACACCUUUGAGACACGCAGGGAAUUUUACAUCAUCCAGGAGCUGGCGACAGGCGGGGACGUGUUCGACUGGAUUUUAGACCUGGGCUGCUACACGGAGCGAGACGCCAGCAGCCUGAUCCGGCAGGUGCUCGAGGCCCUGGCCUAUCUGCACAGCCUGCACAUCGUGCACCGCAACCUCAAGCUGGAGAACCUGGUCUAUCACACCCAGCAAAGCCGCGCCAAGGUCGUGCUCCGGGAUUUCUACCUGUCGCGCUUCGAGAACGGAGCCAUCACUGAGCCCUGUGGGACACCCGAGUACCUGGUAUCUGGAUAUGCCCAUGAUGGUACGCUUGGUUACAACUCCCCCAAUCCUUCUGGCUACCUGGGGUAUCCCAAGUACGAAGUAUCCGGGUACGGCCCCCCAUCUCGCGUACGCUGGGUUAUGCCAAGCGAGUACCUGCAGUUACAGCCCCCAUCCUCGGAGUACAUGGGUGGUGCGCGAGACCAGAGGGUCAGCGGCGGCAGGAGGCCCUGCGGUCAUGUGUGGAUUGCGGGCAACGUGGCUUCGGAAAAGAACCUCAAGGAGGGGGUCUGUGCCCAGAUCGAGAAGAAUUUUGCCAAAGCCAAAUGGCGGAAGGCCAUUCGAGUCACCACCUUCAUGCAGCGACUUCGCGCCCUGGAGCCUGGUGCCCACCCCCCUGCACCGCUCCCUGAGGUGACGGUGGAGGAGCCCUGCCCCACAGAACCCACCAUCACAGAGCGACCGAGGGAACCGGCGGGGCCAAUGGAAGAAAAGACACAAUAACCCCUUUGUACAGCUCCGUGCACCCUGAUCAGACCCUGUGCCCCCUAGAGGAGAAAGGCCCCGGGGCCCAUUCCCAACCUGGCUCUGUCCCUACCCCUGUCCCCAGCUCAGGACCAGCCCAUGGGACUGGGAUGUGCAUGUCCAUCCACCCAGCCCAGCUGCAUGUUUUAUGAAGAUGCUAUUUUAAUACAGAAAUACCAGGCUGCCCCCCACCUCCCUUGUCCCCCCCACACCUACAGGGAGCCUGGAAAUAACAAAAUAAACAGACAUUCUGUCUCUGGCAGCUUUUACGGUCACUUCUUCCUCUGUUGGCCCUC
Messenger RNA from Chelonoidis abingdonii (Abingdon island giant tortoise), 1478 nucleotides. Lineage: Eukaryota; Metazoa; Chordata; Testudines; Testudinidae. The record is from RefSeq and is a predicted model, not a curated record.